AUGAGUUUGAGCUGGCUUGUAUCACCAUAACUUCAUAAAACUACAAAUGGCUAUUAUAUCAAUCACGAUAACAUCAUGCUUGCUGGACCACAAGACAGAAGAAGAUUAAUAUUUUAUUUUGUCGCUAGUCAAACACCUGAAAAAAUUUCAUAGGAGGAUCACAAGAAAUUCAUCAAAGAAUAAACAAUAGAUGUUGACAUGAGAUCAGGCAUAUUUUCUUUUGGGGGUAUUUUCUUGGCGUUAGCAACAUUAAGAGAACAACAAAUGAUCACUUCCAAAAUUACCAGCCGACCCAUCUUAAAUGGUAUGUUCAUCUUAGGAGUUGGUUUGGUCUCAGCCGCAUUUUCUUACAACCUGUCCAAAGUAUUGUUCGAACCACUUUUUGUACAAAAAAAUCAAGUGUUGUUGGAAUUAGCUGAAAAGUAUAAUUUUUCAGUCUUUGAUUUUGCCCUGGCCAAGAAGGAAGCAAGAUUAAAAUAAUUAAGAGCAGAACUUACAAGCGAUAGUAGUAAUGCUGCUCAUUUCUGAAAAAUAAUAUUGCAAUAUCAAUAAAAAUAUAAUUAUUAUAA
Molecule: messenger RNA, 569 nt
Organism: Paramecium tetraurelia
Lineage: Eukaryota; Ciliophora; Oligohymenophorea; Peniculida; Parameciidae
Exons: 3
Source: RefSeq, a predicted model, not a curated record